AUGUGGGUGGACGUGAGGCUUAGGAUGCUAUGCGGGUGCGGGAUGCGGGGAGCUGGGCGCGAGAGCUGCAUCCGGACACAUCCUGUUGCCCAGGUGCCGCCCCUUCCGGAAAACAGCAACUAUAGUUCAUCAGAGGCCAGGCCAGAGAGGCAGAGGCAGAGGCAGAGCAGUUCACUCCAUCCACGCCCUGCCUUCGCUUCGUCGCCGGCCUAUGAGUGCGAGCAAGAACCACUUCGAUCGGCGUGGGCGAGGAGUUCGCUGCGAGUGCGAUCGCCGCCUUCCGUCCUCUUCCUUCUUGGAACAGUGCGGCAGUGGGGCUUGGUACUCCUCCACGGCUCCACCCCAAGCAAAGCAAAGCGAUUUCAAGGCUUGCCAAAAUCACAUAUUUCAUAUGUACGAAACAUUAAGGAAGGAUUACCUCUCUUCCUCUUCAAUUAUGAUGAUCGCAGAUUGUAUGGUAUUUACGAAGCUGCAGGGAAUGGCAAAUUCUGCCCUGAAUCAAAUGCAUGGUCACAUGAUAGCAAGGGCAAAACAAGCUAUCCUCCCCAGAUGCCCCCUGCCGCAGCACCAGCUGAUGAUCAUGGGAGAGAAUUAGUGAUAUCACCUGGAUGGGCAACAGAGUGUGAGGGGAACAAUAACCUCAAAUCAGAAAAGGUUGUGAAGUCAUAUGCUGACAUAGUGAAGAAGAAUAAAUUUGAGGAAGUUGGGACAAGAGAUGUGGAUGUGGAACAUGCAAGCUCAGGUAAUGAAUCUUUUGGUGGUCUUGAUGAACUGGAUUGUCAAUACACAUCACCAGAGAGGGUGGUUCCAGUGCAACAACAACAGUACCCUGAUAAGCAGGGAAAAAUGCUGAGCUUUGAUCAGGUGUUACAAGGGCGCAUGACUUUUCCUGAUCAGCAGUGGCAUUCUGAUUUUUAUGCCAAUACUACUGAAACUGAAGAUAAUGAUGCAUAUAGCUGCAAGUAUGCCCAAGAGGUCAAAUGUGCAAUUCUGGAUGGUAACUCUAAUUUGCCAGAAACCUUAGAUUCUGAAGUUGAUAAGCUGUCGUUGGGGCAUUCUAAUUUGCUGGUGCAGUUAUUGGACUCUGAAUCAUGCACAGAAGCCAAGAUGAUUGAUGUAGUUAAAGAGUUAUCUGGACGAAUAGAGGUGAUGGAGAAGAAGCAGGCUUGGUCCAACAAAGAAGUCAAACAUUUACAAGGGGUGAAUGAGAGAUUACUGAAAAGAAUUGUUAAACUAAAGGGAACAGUUAAGACAUUGAAUUCUAAAAUAGAUCCUUUGACCCUAGACGAUUCACUUAACCAACUCUUUUCCCCUUCAUUGGACGUAGUAACACCCCUCAAAUCAAUGGCUGUUGGCAAGUCAUAUACCUCAACUGUUGCACUAGAGGGCAAGAUAUUUGUUCUCGGUGGUGGUGAUGGUGCUUGCUGGUUUGAUACAGUUGACUGUUAUGACCGAAGCCGUGAUGAUUGGUCCACAUGCCCAUCGUUGACUCGUGACAAGGGGAGCCUUGCUGGGGUUAGUGUCAAUGGGAGAAUCUAUGCAUUUGGUGGUGGAGAUGGAACUGAGUGUUUCUCUGAUGUUGAGAUGUUUGAUCCUACUCAUGGAAAGUGGAUAAAAAGUCAACCUAUGCUGGAAAAGCGCUUUGCUCUAGCUGGUGUAGCACUAAAUGGUGUGAUUUAUGCUGUUGGUGGCUUCAAUGGUGUUGAAUAUCUGAGCUCUGCUGAAAGACUUGAUCCUCGGGAGCCUAAUUGGAAAAUGGUGCCAAAGAUGAGUGCAGGAAGGGGCUGUCAUACACUUACAGUGCUUGAUGAGAAGAUAUUCUCGAUUGGUGGAUACGACAUUGGGGCUAAAGCAAUGGUGGCUACUGUUGAGGUGUAUGAGCCAAGGAUGCCGUCAUGGAUGAUGGUUGAACCCAUGAACUACACCAGAGGAUAUCAUUCUUCAGCUGUGCUCGGUGGCUCAAUAUUCACCUUUGGUGGGGUGAAAGGUGAAGCAGAUACAAUCUUGGAUGUGGUGGAACGCUACAAGGAAGGGUGUGGUUGGGUGACUACGGGGUUGAAGUCGAUUGGCAAGAGAUGCUACUGCUCAGCAAUUGUUCUCUGA
Molecule: messenger RNA, 2103 nt
Organism: Miscanthus lutarioriparius
Lineage: Eukaryota; Viridiplantae; Streptophyta; Magnoliopsida; Poales; Poaceae
Source: the annotation of a GenBank genome assembly